AUGUCCUGGUUGAAAGGAGGAUCUUUGUCAAAAACUGUUGAAAUACUCACAAUAUGGGGAAUGGCAGGGAUCGAAAAAACAACUUUGGCUAAAUAUAUCUAUAGGUUGCAUAGCCAUGAAUUUGAAAGAAUUAGCUUUGUUGAAGACAUUGAAAGAAAAUGUGCAGACCAAACACAUGCGCUACUCAAUCCACAAAAACAACUUCUUGGAGACAUUCUUAGGAAAAGAAUGAUCGAAGAACAUAAUGUAGAUGUGUGUACAUCUAAGAUUAAGAAAGUAUUAUUUCAUAAACAAACGCUUGUUGUUCUUGAUGGUGUUGAUAACUUUGAGCAGAUAGAUGCGUUGAUUGGAACAAAAGGAUUUCAACCAGGAAGCAAAAUCAUUGUAACAACCAAAGAUAGAUCCAUAACAGAAAAUUGUGCAUUGUUUCGUUUAACAAUGCCUCCAAAACAUACAAAACAUGCACUUUGUGGUUUAAGUGCUAGUGAAUCUCUAAGACUUUUUUGUUGGCAUGCAUUUGGAGGCUAUGAUCCAAAGGAGGGUUAUAAAAAGGAGGCAAUAACAGCUUUAAAGUAUUGUGGAGGGCAUCCUCUAGCUCUUAAGGUUUUGGGUAGCUCUCUAAGUAAAGAAGAUGUAGCCACAUGGACUGAUACCUUUGAAAUGCUAGAGACAAGAGAAUUUCAUACUCAUGUAAACAAGGUCCUCCAGAUUAGCUUUGAUUCUUUGCCAUCUGAAAAUUGCAAAGAUUUGUUUAAGCAUAUUGCAUGUCUUGUCCUUGACAUGAAGAUAUUGGAGAAAGAGCCUUUACUUGCCUUAAAGAGAGUUGUGGUGCCUGAAUUUGAAGACGAUGAUCCAAACACCAUUUUUGGAAUAGGAUCCUACAAGAAUUUCCCAAAUACUUUAAUAGGGUUGUGUUUGCAUGGAUUCCAACUGAAAUACAUACCAUCAGAAUUACCAAUGGAAAAGUUGGUUGCUCUUUACAUGUCUUAUAGUGGUUUGACAGAGCUUUGGAAGAAACCAAAGAUUCUUCGGCCAUUGAAAAUUCUUAAUCUAAGUUACUGCAAGCUUGUUCGAGUUGGUGGCUUCUCUAGACUACCAGCACUUGAAAGAUUGAUACUUACAAGAUGUGAAUGUUUGGUUCAUGUGUGUGACUUAAUUGGUGAAUGUGGUAACCUUCUACUUCUUGAUAUGAGGUACUGCAAGAAGCUUAAAAACCUUCCAAGCAGCAUUAGCAAGUUAAAGAAUGUUAGAACUGCAUAG
Lactuca saligna is the source of this 1260-nucleotide messenger RNA. The record is from the annotation of a GenBank genome assembly. Lineage: Eukaryota; Viridiplantae; Streptophyta; Magnoliopsida; Asterales; Asteraceae.